GUGUGUUUGUCACUCACUCAGCACCACAGGCUACUAGGUUUUCAUUUCAGACUUGAAGAAUCUGAGAAAUUGCUACCAGAGACAGCAGUCAUGAAGCUGGGACACAUCUUUUUGUUUGUUACUUUUGCCAUCUGCAGUUAUUCUGCUACUGCAUUCUUCAUCAAUAGUGGAUCUCUUCCCAUCAAUAAUCUCCUACCCCUGAACAACAUUCUCUCCUUUCUUGACCCACUGAAAAUGCUCUUUCAAACACUGGGCAUCUCUGUGGAGCACCUGGUUGAAGCUCUAAAAAAAUGUGUGGAAGAGCUGGGUCCUGAAGCUUCUGAAUCUGUGAAAAAACUGCUGGAGGCUUUGUCCUACCUGGUGUGAUUUCAGGAUGAUGGACAGAACAAAUGUAGCUGAAUGCUUCAGGAUCUUCACUCAUCUUCCUCUU
Molecule: messenger RNA, 430 nt
Organism: Monodelphis domestica (gray short-tailed opossum)
Lineage: Eukaryota; Metazoa; Chordata; Mammalia; Didelphimorphia; Didelphidae
Gene: SCGB3A2
Product: secretoglobin family 3A member 2
Source: RefSeq, a predicted model, not a curated record